This is a messenger RNA of Kwoniella shivajii, 921 nucleotides long. RefSeq names its product serine/threonine-protein phosphatase PP2A catalytic subunit. Lineage: Eukaryota; Fungi; Basidiomycota; Tremellomycetes; Tremellales; Cryptococcaceae. Gene Ontology annotation, cellular component: cytosol. Bases 1 to 921 code for a protein of 306 amino acids. The record is from RefSeq and is a predicted model, not a curated record. The transcript has 7 exons. Gene Ontology annotation, molecular function: protein serine/threonine phosphatase activity. Gene Ontology annotation, biological process: mitotic cell cycle.
AUGUCAUCAAACGAUGACGUCGAUGCUUGGAUCGCUCAGUUGAUGCAAUGCAAGCCUUUAAGUGAACCUGAGGUGAAGAAGCUAUGUGAUAAGGCUAGAGAAGUGUUGAUGGAGGAAUCAAAUGUUCAACCUGUACGGUGUCCUGUAACAGUUUGUGGUGAUAUCCAUGGUCAAUUCCACGAUCUCUCUGAAUUAUUCAGGAUCGGUGGUAACUCCCCUGACACAAAUUAUCUUUUCAUGGGUGAUUAUGUCGACCGUGGUUAUUAUUCAGUUGAAACAGUCACUCUACUGGUCGCUUUGAAACUUCGUUAUAGAGAUAGAGUAACUAUUCUUCGUGGAAAUCAUGAAUCAAGACAGAUCACUCAAGUUUAUGGAUUUUACGAUGAAUGUCUAAGGAAAUAUGGAAAUGCAAAUGUUUGGAAAUUUUUUACCGAUUUAUUCGAUUAUUUACCAUUAACCGCUUUGAUCGAUAAUCAAAUCUUCUGUCUCCACGGUGGUCUAUCCCCCUCUAUCGAUACACUUGAUCAUAUUCGAUCGAUUGACAGAAUUCAGGAAGUACCUCACGAAGGUCCAAUGUGUGAUCUGCUUUGGUCAGACCCUGAUGAUCGAUGUGGUUGGGGUAUAAGUCCUCGAGGUGCAGGUUAUACUUUCGGUCAAGAUAUUUCCGAAGCCUUCAACCAUAACAACGGUUUGACAUUGGUAGCAAGAGCACACCAACUGGUCAUGGAAGGUUUCUCUUGGUCUCAAGAACGAAAUGUCGUUACUAUAUUCUCAGCACCAAACUACUGUUAUAGAUGUGGAAAUCAAGCUGCUAUAUUAGAAGUAGACGACGCAUUGAAAUACACAUUCCUUCAAUUCGAUCCAGCACCCAGAGCAGGAGAACCUCUCGUUUCUAGAAGACCCCCAGACUAUUUCCUUUAA